Poecilia latipinna (sailfin molly) is the source of this 2483-nucleotide messenger RNA. RefSeq names its product zinc finger protein 395b (gene znf395b). The record is from RefSeq and is a predicted model, not a curated record. Gene Ontology annotation, biological process: regulation of transcription by RNA polymerase II. Gene Ontology annotation, cellular component: nucleus. Lineage: Eukaryota; Metazoa; Chordata; Actinopteri; Cyprinodontiformes; Poeciliidae. The coding region runs from base 363 to 1715 and encodes 450 amino acids. The transcript is spliced from 10 exons. Gene Ontology annotation, molecular function: DNA-binding transcription factor activity; RNA polymerase II cis-regulatory region sequence-specific DNA binding.
CACAGUGGAUGCUGCUGCUGCUGCUCUGGUAACCCCUCACCUACAUCAUCCACUUGUGCACAGUGCGCCGUGCCGCGGGCUGAUAUCUCUGCGCUCUGCCCAGCUGUCACCUCCGGCAUUGGUCCACCAAGCAGACACACGUAGGCACGUAUCCGACCAACCCCCUUUUUCCUCCGGCAGACUGUAGAGCCGGCGAGCGGGCGGCGGGACAAGCCGAGGCAGUGCGAGGCAAGGCAGGCAGCGACGAUCCGCUGCUGCAGCAGCUCGGACCGGGACGGUCAGGACCGUGGUCGAAAAAGUGUCUUGUCUGAAGCCAAGUGUGACAUUGUGCUGAGUCCCCCCUCACUGUGUGCAGCAGCACCAUGGCAGCUAUGGGACCAGAGAGCGGUGGUGGGACGGGGCCGUGCAGGACGGCAUCCUACCGGGUGGGACAGCAGGACGGUCCGGUGACGGCGCACAGCGGCAGGGAGCUCAACCAGCAGACUCCGCUGCACACCCCGGCCAGCGUCCAGGCUGAGAAGGCGUUCGGCCAUCAUCACAGGACCAAGACGUCAGGCUGGGGUAACUUUGCCGCUCCGCUGCAGAACAUGGGCACCGCCACGCACCUCAGCAGCAUGCCGCCCAGAGGAGACACUCCGUACAGCUUCCGGAGCCCGGAGUCUGUGGAGAUGGACGAGAUAAUGGCCGCCAUGGUUCUGACCAGCUUGUCCUGUAGCCCAGUGGUGCAGAGCCCUCCACAGACGGAUCCGGGUCCAGCUGGCUCGUCCUCGUCCGUUGACAUGGAGAGCGGCGGCGGCGAGCUCUCCGACAGUGGCAGCAGCGGCUACUGGAGCUGGGACCAUGGCAACGGGAGCCCCGCCCCAUCGCCGUCUGUCACCGAGGUGGACAGCAGCCCCGAUGAAGGCCUGCACAUGGAGCUGGAGCAGGGCGAGGAGCUCACUGCCAAAAAGCCAAAGAGCUCCCUGCGAAGUGUGUAUAAGUGUCUGUGGCCCAGUUGUGGCAAAGUGCUGACGUCUUCUGUUGGAAUAAAGAGACACAUCCGUGUGAUGCACCUGGGCAGUGGAUCAGAUCAGUCCCAGAGAGAGGAGGACUUCUACUACACCAAGAUCUGCUGUGAGACCAUCGAGGCCGGUUCCGGUUCCGGUUCCGGUCCCAGUCCCGCUGCCGGUCCGGCCCAGCAGACUCUGGGCCAGACCUCUGCUGCUCUCCUCAGCUGGGCUUCGUGCGGGUCUCCGUCGGGAUCCGAGCUCCAGAUCCCCGCGGCUCACAGGCCCAGGUCCAACUCCAGCUCGUUGCCAGGGGCGACCAGACCCAGUCCGCUCAGCCAGUCUGCCCCCAGCAGCUUCUGGCAGAUCCACACGGAGCAUCUGUAUCAGGCCUGCAGCCCUGUUCAGGUAUCUAUGGCCCCCAGAAGCCCGUGCAGUCAGGGCUGGGCCCCUUCUGGCUCGGUACCCGGCCACAGCAACGCUCCGAUGGUGAAACCUCGCUGCCGCUCAGUCAGCGUCGGGGAACAGUGGCUGCAGCAGAACAGGCUGCAGCCACUGAGUGUGUCUCCCUCCCGCAACCACUGCUCCUUCAGCGAUUGGUUCGUGUCUCGCUCCAGGAAGGGCCGUGGGGAGGCCAAGAAGUGCCGCAAGGUGUACGGUGUGGAGCGCAAGGACCAGUGGUGCACCGCCUGCCGCUGGAAAAAGGCCUGCCAGCGCUUCCCCGACUAGAGCGGACGGACGGAUGGACGGACGUGUGCGAACAGAGACUUUUAUUGAAAAGAGAAUACAAGAAUAUAAAUCAAGAAAAACUAAAUUCUUUGUGUUUUCUUCUCUUAUUUUUUUUCUUGUUUCGUUUCUUUCCUAAAAGGAAUGAAGAUGGACUCUUUGUGUAUCUUUGUAUCUCGAUCCUGAAAACUGAAGUUUGCGAUGGUGCUGUUGACUGACUUUGACCAUGUGAUGUGCUAAGUCCUCUCUUCCUUUUUUUUUUUUUUUGUUGUUUUUUUAAUCCAAAGCUCAUAUUGCCGCCCCCCGUAGCUCCACUGUAUCCCCAAACCGCUACCUGGCUGUCUCUUUUCUUCCAGUCUUUCUCUUCCAGUUGUUACACAGUGGUUAUGAUGUACAUGAUAUUGUGUGCUCUGAUGUUCUGUACGAACAUUUUAUACCUUUUUUUUUUUAUAUAUAUAUAUAUAUAUAUAUUAUCGUCUCAUCUAGCCUGUGUAAUGGGCUGACUGAUGUUUUUCUUUUUUUUUAAUGUUUUUUGGCACUUUGUUGGAAUAUUAACUCACAAGAAUAAGCUACAUUUGGUUCGACUCAACCAAGUUCCUUCCAUGAGGCUGAAUUCCUUCCUGCCCAGGCGUCGGCACACGGACCCAGUGUUAAUGGUUUUAUCAGUUGAAGGUAUGUUUGGAAUCGUCACGGCAGCGGGAAUUUGAGGAAUGAGUUUGUACUAGAGGAAAUAUAUUGUCAAACACAAUAAAAAAGCACUGAGAAUUCCAA